Fonsecaea multimorphosa CBS 102226 is the source of this 2325-nucleotide messenger RNA. Its product is annotated as pre-mRNA-splicing factor cef1. The coding region runs from base 1 to 2325 and encodes 774 amino acids. Gene Ontology annotation, biological process: mRNA splicing, via spliceosome. Gene Ontology annotation, cellular component: spliceosomal complex; Prp19 complex. Lineage: Eukaryota; Fungi; Ascomycota; Eurotiomycetes; Chaetothyriales; Herpotrichiellaceae. The record is from RefSeq and is a predicted model, not a curated record. The transcript has a single exon.
AUGCCAGUCGUCAAAGGAGGUGUUUGGACAAACAUAGAAGAUGAAAUCCUCAAAGCAUCUGUCUCGAAAUAUGGCCUGAACCAGUGGGCUCGAGUUUCGUCGUUGCUUGCACGAAAGACCCCGAAACAGUGCAAGGCGAGAUGGACGGAAUGGCUGGACCCGGGCAUUCGCAAGAUCGAAUGGUCCAAAGAAGAGGAUGAGAAACUGUUACACCUAGCAAAGUUGAUGCCAACGCAAUGGCGGACAAUUGCGCCCAUCGUCGGAAGGACAGCCACUCAGUGCCUUGAACGCUACCAGAAGCUCCUCGACGAAGCCGAAGCCCGCGAGAACGAUGAGUUGGGCCUCGGAGGGCCAGAAGGUGGGGAAACUGCAGCGCCAACAGGUGAUCAGGUCCGAAGACUGCGCCCUGGAGAGCUUGAUCCUGAUCCCGAAUCCAAGCCUGCUCGCCCGGACACCAUCGACCUCGACGAGGAUGAGAAAGAGAUGCUCAGUGAGGCUCGUGCUCGUCUUGCGAACACACAAGGGAAAAAAGCGAAGCGCAAAGCACGCGAACGACAACUCGAGGAAUCACGAAGACUCGCCGUGCUGCAGAAACGGCGAGAGCUUAAAAAUUCUGGCAUCAAUAUCAAGAUCACCACCCGAAAGAAGGGUCAGAUGGAUUACAAUGCAGAUAUCCCGUUCGAAAAGCAGGCUGCAUCUGGCUUCUACGAUACGCAAGAGGAGUUGGCCAAGAAUGAACGCGAACGGGAACUGUUCGACCCACGCAAGCAACAGUUAGCACGAAAGAGACAAGGAGAUCCCGAAGACAACCUCGACCCGAAACGGCAAAAACAAGACAAGGAUAAGUCUUCUUCUGCGAUGGCUGCCGCCGCUGCAAGAGCAGGACAAAUGCAACGACUACGGGAAGCCGAGCAACAGAGCAAGCGUAGGGCCUUGAACCUGCCUGCCCCUCAAGUCAGUGAAAGCGAGCUGGAGGAAAUCGUCAAGAUGGGAAUGGCGGGGGACAGAGCAGUCAGAGCAGCUGGGCAGGAGGACGGAGACGAACGAGGGCUUGUCUCCAACUAUGCGAACAUGGUCGGAGCCACACCGAUCCGAACGCCUCGAGCGCCCGCGGAAGAAGACCAUAUCGCCAAUGAAAUUAGAAAUAUUAGAGCGCUUACAGAAACGCAGUCAUCUCUACUGGGCGGAGAGAACACUCCGCUGCAUGAGGGCACUAGUUCCACAGGGUUUGAUGGAGUCGCGCCUCGAAGACAGCAAAUGGUGACGCCUAAUCCAAUGGCGACGCCGUUGCGCCAAGCUGAAGGUGUCGGACAGUUUCCUGGUGCCACUCCAUUGCGCACACCCCGCGACAAUUUGACAAUCAAUGAAAGAGGCGAACGACAGCUUGUCGCGCAAACGCCACGGGAUCUGCGAUUAGCCGAGAAUAUUGCAAGACAGUCUCUCCGAGCGAAGCUUGCAUCUCUACCAAAGCCCAAGGAGACAGAAUGGGAACUGGAAGUGUUGCCAUCAGAGCAGGAAGAAGCCUCGGGCGGUGUGGGUCUGGAGAGGGAGGAUCAAGAUGAAAUCGACAGGCGCAACCGUCAAGCGCUGGAAGCGGCAGCAGCAGCAGAGUUCAGACGACAGACUCAAGUCUAUCAACGAGCUUUACCACGACCAACUACCAUUGAUUACAACGCACUCGCUUCAGCAGCGACAUCCAUAACUGAUCCGAUCCGAGCAAUGAUCGCGCAAGAGACUGCUCUGCUCAUGGCAAAUGAUGCAAACAAGUUUCCUCUUCCUGGCUCGAAGGUAAUUGGCAAACCUCCUCAAUUGACGUCGCUGCCUGAUGAACUGCUGGAGAAAGCUCGUCAGCAGUUGAAAGCCACGUUCGAUGAGACAGAUCGGCAAGCCUACGUCGCCGCUGUGGAAGGCCUUGCCAGCUCGGAGAGAGAAAGAAAUGCCUUGCCUCUAAAAUUCUCUAUGAACACAACCACGGAAGAAUACUUGGCUGCUUUCAAAUCUGCGCAACAGGGCCUUCUAUCUGCCGCGGAAGCAGGCAACAAGCUCGAGAAGAAGCUAUCGCUGCACUUGGGAGGGUAUCAAGCGCGACAAAAGACCCUCAAGCAGAAGAUUGCCACGGCUUAUGAACAAAUUGAGGAGCAGAGGGCGCAGUUGGAUGGCUUUAGGACUCUGCAGAUUGGGGAAGAGGGUGCUUUGGCCAGGAGGCUGGAGAGGCUCAGAGAUGAAGUGAACUUUGUGAUGAGAAGGGAGAGAGAAGCGCAGGAGGAGUAUCGUGAGUUGAAGGAACGAUGUGAUGGCGUAAACGGGGUGAAUGGUCAUUCAUGA